AAGCUAAGAGAUUAACUAAAAGAUAUAAACCAAAGACAGAAACUCAUCUGGACAACAACAUGGAGUCAUCAUCCUCAUCAACGUUUCUCACCACCACAAGCUUAGAUCAGAGAAACCCAUCUCUGGUUUCAAGAAAACCACCAAAGCAAAAGAAGAAGACGAGUUCAACCAACAAACACAUCAAAGUGCGUUACAUAUCAAAUCCCAUGAGAGUCAAAACUUGUGCGUCCAAAUUCAGAGAGCUCGUGCAAGAACUCACCGGCCAAGACGCCGUCGAUCUUCAACUGGAGCCCGUGUUUCCCCCCUCCGCUUUAUCCGACCACAGCCCUUCUCUGCCGCCGCCGGAGAAUCUUGACUUACGUGUUCUUCAGCAGGAGCCGUUCGAUGAUCAGGUGACUGACUACUAUGAGCCGUUGGAUGGGGAAGAUAUGUUUUUGCCUCAUAUGUCGGCAGGUUUCUCCGGGUUGUUCUCUAAUGGCUUUUACAAUGUUAAUGACUUUAGAAGAAUCGAUUCUGUGUAAAAAUCUUCGGAGUUCUCAGGGGUUUCAUCAAGUAUAUAUAUAUAUAAAUUAUUAAAUAGGUAUAUGAAAUUCAACAGAGUUGCAUAUAUUAACUACUAGGGUUUAUGUAACGACCUAUAUGAUUUAACUCAUUUUGUGAAAAGUUUUUGAAUGGAUCUUUCGAUCAGUUAUAUUUUUAUUAGUUUCUUUGAUAUGUUUGUUGUCUUUCAUCACAUCUUCGAAGUGUAUGAAUUAGAAAAAUAUCAAUUUAUUUCCAAA
Messenger RNA from Brassica napus (rape), 779 nucleotides. RefSeq names its product sigma factor binding protein 1, chloroplastic-like. The transcript has a single exon. The coding region runs from base 60 to 521 and encodes 153 amino acids. The record is from RefSeq and is a predicted model, not a curated record. Lineage: Eukaryota; Viridiplantae; Streptophyta; Magnoliopsida; Brassicales; Brassicaceae.